GUUGUUGAAAACAAACCCGGGGAAGUUGUUGACAUGUCGCUUGAAGAUAGAGUUCAGACUCGCAAACCGCUACAGAGCUUCUAACACACGGUUUUUGAAGGGAAAGCCGUGAAACAUCAUAAAGCUAAACAUGGAGUUAUCUCCGCUUAUAAAAAAAAUAGGUCACUCUUUAGUGGAAAUUAGAGUUCGAGCGCUGAAGAGCAUCUUAAGUAAACUGGACCAUUCCCUCAUCACUGUGGCUGACAUUGUUCAAGAAAAGAUGCUGUUUGUGUAUCUGCUUGAGUGGUUCAAUUUCCCGGAGGUUCCAAUGAAGGAGGAAGUCCUUGGAUUGCUUUUAACAUUAGCAAAGCAUCCUAGUUCAGCGCAGAUGCUGAGGGAUGUCGGGACGGUGGACUUUCUCUCUCAGCUUUCUCCUACAAUCGAGCCCAGACUGCGAGCUGUCAUCGAUGGAACCCUGGACCAGCUGUUCCAGCUUCCUGAGCUAGUCCCCAGUCAUUCAGCUGUCUACUCUCAUGGACCGUGCAGCACAACUACAACAGCCCCAACACUUGUUCCAGUUGACGAUAAUUUGCCUAAAAUGGGUUAUUUCCACAAGAGUAUGCACUACAAUACAAAUGUACCACCUCAGAAGAUGGCAGUGCGUGAAUCUGUGAGAUGUCUGAAAUUUUCUGUAUUUCCAUGGCUGACUUUAACAAACACGGACCGACACAUACUUUCUUCCAAUGAGAGCUCUCUGGGGAGCAGCAAUCCUAACAUGGUGAGGACAACCUGUGAACUUCUGUGUGACGUCAUUCUGCAGGACUUUCCAGCAGAAAUCUUCCUGCAAAGGCCUGGAAUCGUUAAGAACCUUUUGUCGCUGCUCAGGGUGGGUUCAGGUAAAGGUGAGGUCGGCUACCUCCACUCAUCUGCUCUGUCCUGCCUGCGGCAGCUUUGUGUGGGUCUGAAGAGGAGGCUGCGCUUUCAUCAAGAUCCAGGCUUCUACUCAGCAAAACAGGAUUCGGUGUCGCAGAACUCGUCCUUCUCUUACACCCAGGAGGUUCGGGGGAACCAGCGCUCACAGGCCUCCUCUCCUGUGGCUGAGUGCUCUCCUCGGCCCUCUGUGGUGGGUCGCACAGGCCAGAGAGCCAGGGGAGAUGGUCAGGACGGAGACGCAAUCUCUAACAGUGGCAGCUCACAUGGAGGUGGGGCAAGGGCCCCGGCCCCACAACAGACGCCCCGUUCCCCUGCAGACGCAGCUCACCUGGAGCUUCCCGACCUGAGCGUGGAAGACGUUCUGGAGCUUCAGUUGCAGCAGCUCAGCAUGGCCCAGUUUACUGUUGCCACCAUGCAGCACGCCAUACCAUUGCUGAAGACAGAAGGUUUGCAUGCGUUCCACCGUGUUCUGGAGCUGUUGUGUGAUGCUCUCCUCCUGCUCGGGGACAGCGUUUGCGAGCUGGUCUGGGACGAUCGCAGCCUGGUGGGGAUGGAGCUGAAGGAGAAGCUGCAAGCCUGCAUGGAGCAACUGGGGGAUGUACUCUUCUUUCACCAGAACUGUUCAGCAGAGGCACCUCACAGCUCCCUGGUCUCCCACAGAAUGGCCUACUUAGGGACUGCCAUGUUUACCAUUAGACUCCUACAGACCAUACUCCCUCCAGAGAAGGCCAGUGAAAACCUCCCUGAAAAUGCAGCAACAGCUAUUUUCCACUUAUGCUUGGACUCAUCGCUGGGAAGUCUAUUGCCCACCAUGCAAGAGACAGCUGUGGCCUACUUGGAGCAAGUGAACUCAGACAGCCACAGCCUCUACAGGAGGGUGAACAGAGCUGCAUUUUGGAUGGAAUCAACUUGUAACUUUGUGAAGGAGGCACAAGCUGAAGGGGAAAAGAACUGGUUGGACCUACUGGAACUUGCAGACCACGCGAUAGACGGUCUUCCAUUUCAUCAGCACCUACCAAUCGUCAAGGAAUGUGUUCACAUGUGCUCUUACUUGUGGAAGUUUGAUCAGCCCAGCCCCCUCCUCCAGACUGAGAGCCAGAAACUCUUCCUCAAGCUGCUGUCACAUCCCUCGCCGCCUGUCAAAACGGAAACAUAUGAGUGUACUUUAAACCUGGUCAAGGACUGCCUUGGCAUCCAGAAUCUAUCGAGACAGGAAGCAGCGGCAUGCGCCGGCGUUAACUUCCUUCUCCACCACAGGGUCCUGUAUGAAGUGACUGUUUUUGGACUGCAGGACUCUGCUCAAACGGUGAACGUUGCUGCCAAGGAUAUCCUGCUAUUCCUCCUCAAGGGACGAUUAAUGAUGACGGCUCGAGCCUGGGACAGACUCAAUGAGGCACUUUACCCGGUCAUACCCAUAUUACAGGGCUACGCCAGCACAGAGGAGUCACUUGGAAAGUGUGUCCUGCUGAUAAGUGACAUGUCGGAUGUGACAGGAGACGAUGUUUUCCCCACUACAGGCAAGCUGAAAGCAGCGCUCCGACUCCUCUUCUCUAAACAGCCCACUGUCAGAAUAGCUGCAGUGCAACACAUCUUGCCCCAGCUAACCAGCCAUGCUGAUGCAAAACCCACCAGAGGAUUCGCAGAUCAAUCAGCAAUCACGUCUCUUCCCAACCUCUUCUGCCUCAAAAACCCUGUAGACGUCACUCUGGACACCAUCAAUAAGUCCAUUCUAAAGGUGGAAUCAGUAGAGAAGUUGUUUUGCAUCCUGAACUCAGACACUGUAGACAUCUCUCUCAGAAGAUCGGCUGCAGAGCAGCUUUCUGUCGCGCUACAAAACAAAUCAAUGCACCCGGUACUGAAGAAUCUUGGCAUCACAGAGAAAGUCAUUUCUUUUAUCACAGACAAUGUAAAUGGCAACAAGAGCCUCGAUUGUCUUCUGGAGCCGUGUGUAUGCAUCUUGAGAAAACUGGUGUAUGCUGAUCCAUCUCUGAGGCACAGCCUGGCGCAACACAACCGCCUGCUCCUCACACUGUUCAGGGCUUCCUUGAUAUUGAAGGAGAUGAAAAGCAAUAACGGUGAGGUGGCCGUCCUCAUGUGUUUGCUGCUUUUUGAUGAGAUCGCCUGCAUUGAAACAUGGUCAGAUAAAACCACUCCAGAUGCGACUCUUUCACCAUUUUCUCUGCCAGUAGCUGCAGUACGGAGGUACAACAUUCCCUUCAAGACAGCAACUCAUCACGCGGUCAGCCCGUACUGCUGCAUCUUGGCUCCUUCCUCUGACCUUUUGACCCUGAGUCACGCCCGCCAAGCCUUGCAGGUGGCCUGGAAUACUGCAUGGCAUUCUGGGAUAGAUAAUCUCCUGGAAAAAUCAAACGGUGUUGCCUGUGAUACUGAUGAAUUUCACCCUGAUUUGAAGCUGUCGAAGUCGCAGCUCUUGUUGCUCCGGGCAGCGCACCCUCCAGCUGCGCUCCGUGACUGCAUCCAGGCCAUCGAGACUGCAGCGGGGCACAAAUGUGUGGCCUCUACCCUGUCCAGGCUCAGCCUCUACUUGUGGUUUAACAGACUAGCUCUCCCACAUGUUCCCACCCACAGCUGCAGAGACAUCCUCCAGUUGCUCGGCUGGCAGACAGUGUUGACCAGGUUUCUCCAGGUGCGCCCGGCCUCUGUUGAGGAUGAAAGGUUGCUGGUGGGAAUUGUGACAUUUUUGAAUGCCUACUUCAAACAAAUUCCCACAGAGUUUACCUCUGACCAAGGGGACCAGGACCUAUGCUGGAUAUUGGAGCUGCUUCUCAACCAGGAGACUGCUGCUCUUCUUCAUUUGCUUGUUGGUAUGGAGUCGCAGAUGUUGACUCAGAGUUCAGAAGAUUCUGAGGAGAUAAAGAACCACAUAAACCAGAGACUGCAGAGAGAACUCAUAAAGUUCUUUAACACGCUUCUGAUCAGGCUGUCAAAUACAACUGACAGGCUAUGUUUGGCAUUAGCAGGUCCCUUUAAGAGCCAGCUGGCGCUGCGCUUGCUUCAGAGCUUGCGGUUGUCUGAUGCCCCGCGUUUCUAUGGCCUUCCCAGCCUGGAGAGGGCACUGCAGGGCAUGGUCAGUCUGACUGCCCAGCCUGGCUGGAGCUUCCACUGCCCUGACCUGGAGCCCAGCUCCCUCUGCUCCAAAUAUCUCAGUGGAUUAUUAGAGGUGAUUUCUUCAUUUUAUGUUGAGUGGAGAGGGAACUCCUUGUCAUUCAUGGGGAAAGGUGUGACAAAGAACGCCAUUAUUUGCUUGCUUCACCUGUCCCAUGAGAUGAUGAUUGAAAACAAGGAUAAGGACUUCAUAAGCCAGUGGUCUUUUGGGGCUAAUGGCACCACAGAGGAAAGUAGCAGCUCUCAGCUUGGUUUGGCGUGGCUUAUCCCGCUUUGGGUGGACCGAGAUCAAGAGGUGAGGUUUGCCAGUCUGAGUUUAGGCGCUGCUCUCUCCUCCGUGCCCAGCGGCUGCCAGAUUCUGUGUGCCAGCUGUCAGAACAUCAGCGGAGGUCUGUGGGGCACGCUGCUCAACAUCCUCUUGGAUCAACAGGAGAGCAGCAUGGUUCGCAGAGAGGCUGUGUUUAUCUUGCAGAACUUGCUGGUGAUGCCUAUGCCUGCCAACGCAGAGGAGGCCAAGGACUCCCACUGGCAGCAGCCAUGUGUCCAUGAUGAGGUUUCCGGUGUGUCUUUGGUGGGUCUUCCAGCACUGCAGGCUCUGCUGUACCACUGUCAGUAUUUCCAAAGUGUGGCUCUCUCUGCCUCGACUUGCUACCGUGGCAGGUACACCUUCGACCUGCUGCCACGGCCUGGUGGGAGCGGUAAUCCCAGCCUUCAGGAAAGCUCUUUAGCUGAUUCAGAAAAUUCCCUGCUGCCUUGGAGAUGUGACCCCGAACCUAGUGUCAACUCUGGAAGAAGUUCCAGCUCCCUUUCUACUUCAAGCACUGCAGUCAGCAAUGCUCUAAGUAAAGGUUCAAGGCUGAGCACUCCCAAAGUUUCCUCCCCGGUCAACAUCCCAGACGAUACUCCUGCCAGGCUGAUGGCUCAAGGUCAGAGUGAUAGAGACACAAGCAACUCAAGUGCCUCACAGGACUCCCAACCAGGCAAGCCCUCAGGCAUGGAAGCGGUUGUCAUAGUAACUCCUGACCUCUUGACAGCCCAGUGCGGCCUGCUGUAUAAUCUGCUAGCCGUCCUGCCAGACUUCACCCUCGCUGCCGUCCAAGAGAACCAGCUACUGCCGGUUUUGAGCAGUCUGGUAGAUGUCGAACUCAUGGAGAAAUGUCUGAGCGAGCUCAGGACUCCCGGCAUCCUUCCCGGAAUCAGAGAAGACGUCAAGCGUCAGUUUGUCACGGCAGUUCGGUUCCUGUCGAGCUUUUGCAAACUGCUGCAGUCUUGUAUCAUGACAAGCAAGGAGCUGAUUGGCCAGAUGGACUUCCUGAAGCUUCUGUUGCCUAAUCUGGUGGCUGCACUUAUGCUGGAUACCACAUUAUUAGACGCAGGUACGUGGGACGCGGUUUGCGCGUGCUGGACAGACGUGUUUACGCUUCUGGCUACUCUGGUGAGGAGAGGCGGCUCGGCAGCUCACCCAUCUGUCUCUGCCGUGCUGGGCAGAUGCUGGCGGACAUUCGCAGGAACGCUAUCACAGUGUCUGGAUGAGAAAAAGGCAGAUUUGUUGCUCCACACAGCAGCUCUGCAGUUCCUCUCCACAGUUUUCACAGAGGAGACGAGGCUCUGCGGCACAGAACUCCAAAGCUCCACAUCCAAGCACAGCAGCACUCUGUCAGAUAUCCUAAAUGGUCCCUCUGCCAGUGAGCUGUGUGAACUGUUAUUGCAGAGCUUUGAGAAAAGGACCUUUCAGGACCCUUUAAAGAAGCUCACAGCCAGAGCUCUGAUGACGCUUCUGGCCUGCAGUCCCACAGCUCAAAACCACGCAGCCACUGCCGGUUUAAUUGACAGCUGUGUGGAGCAGCUGAAGCAGACUCAUUCCCACCUCCACCUGGAGUCCAUCCGACCCAGCAAGGCUUCUACCCGCAAAAAGGAAGGGGGCCAUUUAAAAGAAGUCAAGCUGACUGCAGGGAUCCUGCGGAGCGCUCUUUAUUGCAACGAUGAAUGCAAAGUGGUUGCUAUGGAUGCCCGUUUAGCUCUGAGACUCUACGCUCUGUGGCCUUGGUUCUUAUUGGACGACCCCACAAUGGAAGCUGUCCUGGAGCUCCUGUGUGUGUACACAGCCGAUAGCCAGCCAGCAUGCAGUUCCCUCUGUGUCAGCAGCCCCAGUGGGGUGCCAGGAUCUAAGGGCUCCUCCAACGCCUCUCUGAUGCACUCAGUCAUGAAGCUGAGCUCUCUUGCCCCAGACAACAGCCCCAUCCAGAAUCUAUCCUUCUCUCUCCUGACUAACCUGGUUGUGUCACGAGACUGUAGGUGCAUCCUGCAGAAGAAUAAUUUCCUUCAAGCCUUCCUGUUGGUGCCGGUCCCUAAGGUGGCUGGUGCUAAGGCCUCAUCGGUCGGUGGUGGUGGUGGGAACCUCCUGAGCCUGUGGCUGAGAUUCCUAGUCAGCCUGUCCGCCACAGAGGACGGGCAGCAGAAUAUUCUGAAAGUGUCCGGAGUUCUGGAACUGCUGGCCGAACUGGCACCGCAUCGACCACACGCACUGCUCACCCUUCACAACCUCUGCUUCUGCCCCGCCGUCAAAUCACAUGUCAUGACUAAUGAUAAAGCCAUGAAAGUUUUGUUAUGGUGUUUGGAAAGUAAAGAGCUGGAAACCUGCUGCAUCGGAGCGUCUGCACUGUGGGCUUUACUCCACAACAAUCAGAGGGCGAAGACUGCACUGAAAUGUCCAUCUGUUCGAUUAAAAAUCCAGGAGGCACUGACCGUCUCCAAGAAAGAUGCAGAGAAGAAGCAGGAACCUUUGAAUUCCUACCUGCAGAAGUGCCUGGAUCAACUUUCCCAGUUGCUAAAAAGUUGAAUGUAAUUGAGGAUUUUAAUUGUGUAGUUUUGUAUCAUGUUUUGUUAUCUAUGAAAUAUGUCAUUUGGAUAUUAAAAGUGUUGUCAACCUUU
Gambusia affinis (western mosquitofish) is the source of this 6969-nucleotide messenger RNA. It is a transcript of the gene rttn, whose product is annotated as rotatin. Gene Ontology annotation, biological process: centriole replication; centriole-centriole cohesion; ciliary basal body organization. The transcript is spliced from 49 exons. The record is from RefSeq and is a predicted model, not a curated record. Bases 131 to 6877 code for a protein of 2248 amino acids. Gene Ontology annotation, cellular component: centrosome; centriole; ciliary basal body. NCBI's taxonomy places the organism in Eukaryota, Metazoa, Chordata, Actinopteri, Cyprinodontiformes, Poeciliidae.